Phalaenopsis equestris is the source of this 1011-nucleotide messenger RNA. RefSeq names its product transcription factor MYB114-like. The coding region runs from base 192 to 908 and encodes 238 amino acids. The transcript has 4 exons. NCBI's taxonomy places the organism in Eukaryota, Viridiplantae, Streptophyta, Magnoliopsida, Asparagales, Orchidaceae. The record is from RefSeq and is a predicted model, not a curated record.
CUGUUUAAUUAGACGCACAUGCCUCAUCCGACGGUCAAGAAGUACCGUAACGGCAGCUUGUCCGAUAAACCUACUAGUUAGGAGCAGAAAGGUCGUUCUGCAGGCUCUAAACUUACGGCCUGAGGUGAGAAGAAGAAGCAGCAGCAGCAACAGUAGCAGCGGCAGCAGUAGCAUCAGCAGAAGAAGCAGAGAUGAAGCAGAGGGCUAAAUAUGAUGAGGAUGGAGUGAAUAAGGGAGCUUGGACUGCUGAGGAAGACGAGCUCUUGGCCUCCUAUGUCAAUGCCGUAGGUGAAGGCAAUUGGACGAGUGUUCCCAAGAAAGCAGGUCUCAAUAGGCGUGGAAAGAGCUGCAGGCUAAGGUGGCUGAAUUACCUUCGCCCAAACAUAAAACGUGGAAAUAUCUCAGUGGAAGAAGAGGAGCUCAUUAUUCGACUCCACAAACUCCUUGGCAAUAGGUGGUCUUUAAUUGCUGGAAGGUUGCCUGGUCGAACAGAUAAUGAGAUCAAGAACUAUUGGAACACGACUCUAUCGAAGAAGAUUCAAACAAAAAAAUUUACGAUUAACAUGCCAAAUAUUAAGGCAUGGAAGCCUAAAUCAAAUCCUCUGGAAACCAAAAUUACUUCUUUUAUCUCUUAUUCGAUUCAAACUAUGGAAUUAAAGUGCACCAAAGCUUCUUAUCCAUUACAUGUUCUACCUUCCACAAGUGAAGUUAUUCAAACCCAACAAAUGAGCCAGCAAAACUUUCGAGAAGAACUAAUGGAGGAGAAACAAGAUAAGGUAUUGGAUUGCGAUUCGUUUUCUUUUGAUGAUGAAAUGUGGAUCGCUGGAUUGGAGUUCGGGGGUGAGAUUAAUGUUGUUGAUGAUUAUGAUAAUGAUUUGGUUUGUAGCUUAUUUGACAAAAAUCUUUGACUGAAUUUUUUAUAUUUAAGAGAAUGGUUUGACCUAAUAGUACCGUAGCAAUGUAAUAAGAAUUUGGAAAAUAGGAGCAGAAGUUGUGCUUUCUUAAGUGAUG